AAAGGAUGGCAGUGCUCAGCUGGCAUACUGGCACACACUGGGAGGCUGGGUAGAGGAUCACAAGUUCAAGCCCAGCCUGGGAGUGAUGGCAGGGAGACCAGACGAAAACUUCCCAAAGGACAUCAACCUAAAGACGCUCGGACUGCACAGGUUGAGAGAGUUCCUAAAAAGCCCAAAGUGGCAAAGCAUACAGAAAAUGCGUGCAUCUACCGGUGGAGCCUGUCACCCACCUGACAAGAGCCAGGAUGCUGCCAGUGGGCGCAAGCUCCUUCAGAAGAACGAGAGGGUCUCCACUGAGCUGCAGGGGGUGAUGAAGGAGCUGAGGGCAUUGAGGGAAGCCAAGGAACAACUAGGCGCCAGAGUGGAGGAGCUGGAGAGGAGCUUGAUGGCAGUGCCCCCAGCCCUGGAGCCCCCAGCUGAGCCCUCGGAAGUUCACAUGGAGCUGCAAGAGUUAAGACAGCAGUUGGCCCAGAUGCAGGACAGUGUCCUAAGGCUGGCAGAAGAAAAACACCAGCUGGCCAGCGCGCUGCAGUCAGAGCAGCUUGAGAAGAAGGCGCUGGCCAGGAAGCUGGGCCAGCUGCAGGAGAAGCUGUGUGAAAUCACAGCAUUGAUGGCGCUGAACAGCCAGGAGGCCCAGCACCUGCAGCAGCAGGGGGACGAGCUGUUGUCCCAGGUGUGGCAGCAUGCUGAGUCCUGGCAGCAGUUGGCCAUGGAGAAGGAGGCCCUGUGUAGGCGCUUUGCUCUGCACAGAAACUUGGCAAGGCAAGCUAAAGGACAGCAAAAAAUGGUGGCCCUGGACCGAAUCCGCCAGGAGAUGCAGGAGGACCUGAAACCCUCCAGGCUGCAGGAGGAGCAGGCAGCCCAGCUGAGAGUCCUGGCCCUGGCUGGGGCAGUGGACGUGAAGCAAUGGCCUGUGGAGGCUCCGGGGUCCAACACCACCAUCCCGGAAGACUCAGGCAGCUCAGAGGCCUUGGAACACCAGGCUCCGCUGCCCAGAGGCCUGAGGCAGCAGAAUGGGCAAUGCCAGUGCGUGGCCCAUCUGGUGGCCCUGAUCCAGGACACACCUGUGGAGGGGGCUCCCACCCUCAGGAGCAGUGGUGACCGUGUACCCACCGGGAAGCUGCAGGUGAGCCAGUCCUGCCCGGCCGGGAAGGGUGGGCAGGGCAGGUGGGCAUGGAGCCCUGACCCUGCUGCUCUGGCUCCUUCUGCUGCUGGGGUCUUGCAGGGGGAGAGACAUGGCCUAGGGAGCAGAGGCUGUGAGGUGUGGGCUUGGGAACCCUGCAAGUGA
This is a messenger RNA of Fukomys damarensis (Damara mole-rat), 1288 nucleotides long. Its product is annotated as golgin subfamily A member 2. The record is from RefSeq and is a predicted model, not a curated record. Gene Ontology annotation, cellular component: Golgi apparatus; cis-Golgi network; Golgi cis cisterna. Gene Ontology annotation, biological process: Golgi organization. The coding region runs from base 86 to 1288 and encodes 400 amino acids. The transcript has 13 exons. NCBI's taxonomy places the organism in Eukaryota, Metazoa, Chordata, Mammalia, Rodentia, Bathyergidae.